Ziziphus jujuba (common jujube) is the source of this 1401-nucleotide messenger RNA. RefSeq names its product probable leucine-rich repeat receptor-like protein kinase At1g35710. The record is from RefSeq and is a predicted model, not a curated record. The coding region runs from base 231 to 1214 and encodes 327 amino acids. Lineage: Eukaryota; Viridiplantae; Streptophyta; Magnoliopsida; Rosales; Rhamnaceae. Gene Ontology annotation, molecular function: protein binding. The transcript has 11 exons.
UAAACGAAAAACAAAAGCUAAGGUCCCAAAUCCCAAAGAAGAAACUGAAAACUGAAGUCGUAAAAGUGAUAUACGCGUUUGGUGAAGACGACAGUGUCUCUCAUCUUUCUCUCUCAUACAUACACUAUGCAGAUCUAGUCAAUGCAAGCAAAACCCUCCUCCUGGAAAAUCCAAUUCCAGAUCUUUAUCUCAUCUUCCGGGGCCAUAGAGAUCUGUACCCGCCACCAAAUAUGGCGUUUUUACGUUUUCCGUUUAUUGCCCUGUGUGUGAUCCUCACGCUUCCUCUGAUUCUUAACGCUAAAACCCUUAAACGAGACGUGAAAGCAUUGAACGAGAUAAAGGCUUCUCUUGGGUGGAGAGUGGUCUAUGCUUGGGUCGGAGAUGACCCGUGUGGCGAUGGUGAUCUUCCAGCGUGGUCUGGGGUCACCUGCUCAACUCAGGGAGAUUACAGAGUUGUCACUGAAUUGGAAGUUUAUGCUGUGUCGAUUGUCGGGCCUUUUCCUACCGCUGUCACUAAUCUACUGGAUCUCACUAGGCUAGAUCUUCACAACAACAAGUUGACGGGGCCUAUUCCUCCACAAAUUGGACGCUUGAAGCGUCUCAAGAUACUAAAUUUGAGGUGGAAUAAGCUACAAGAUUCCAUCCCUCCCGAAAUUGGUGAGCUGAAGAGUUUAACCCAUUUAUACCUGAGCUUCAAUAAUUUCAAAGGAGAAAUACCUAGGGAGCUUGCUAAUCUUCCUGAGCUUCGCUAUCUCUAUCUGCAUGAAAAUCGAUUUACUGGGAGAAUUCCUCCGGAACUGGGCACCCUGCAAAAUCUUCGUCAUUUGGAUGUUGGUAACAAUCACUUGGUGGGUACUAUAAGAGAACUUAUACGAAUUGAGGGGUGUUUUCCUGCUCUGCGUAACCUUUAUUUAAAUAACAAUUACUUUACUGGAGGAAUCCCUACCCAGAUUGCAAACUUGACCAAUUUGGAAAUUUUGUACCUAUCCUACAACAAGAUGUCUGGAAUAAUACCAUUUGGUGUUGCUCAUAUUCCCAAAUUAACUUAUCUGUACCUGGAUCACAACCAAUUUUCAGGGAGGAUUCCUGAUGCCUUGUAUAAGCUCCCAUUCUUGAAAGAAAUGUACAUUGAAGGAAAUGCAUUCCGGCCAGGUGUAAGACCAAUAGGGGUACACCAAGUUCUUGAAGUUUCAGACACAGAUUUUCUUGUUUAGCUAAGAAAUCAGCCUAUUCUUUCUUCAUUUAGGAUAAAAUUUUACGUGUUGCCCACAAGGGUUCAUGUUGCUCAAUGAAAUAUAAAAUCAAUUUAUGUACCAGAAGAGGGUAUAUAAAAUCUAAUUUUUGUCCAUCUCCAAUUAUAUCAUUAAUGACGUCAAUCCGAGGUUUAUCAUUGAUACAGUA